AUGGCUGUUAUCGAAGAGAUGACAAAUUCUCGGAAUAAUAUGAAGAACAUAGCUGUUUUAAAUUUCGGAACAAAUGACAAAAGGAAUUCUGUAACAAUUAUAGAAACAGCACUGUAUUUGACAGAAAAUUCCUACAUAUACGAAACCGUCCCGGAGUACAUCGCACUAGCUGAAAAGCAAAUAGUAAAAUCCGUGAAAGAAGUAGAAUAUGAAAGUGACAUUAAAUGGAUUAAAGAAUUGUUAAGUACACUAGGGGAGUCGAAAUAUAAAGAGAGCGACAAUUUAAUUUACGAAUGUAAUGAACUUGAGAAAUUUAUGAAAAAUGAAAAAUUAAAUGAGAAUAUGUUGAAAGAAAUUAGUGUGCAUGAAUAUGAAUUGAAAACUAAAAAUAAAUUAAAAGCGCAAGAUGAAACAAUGAAAAAUAAUCUGGAGAAAUUUAAAAAUAAAUAUUACACGAAUUAUUUUUUUAAUUUAACUGUUGUGGUUAGAACUUUUAUUGAUGACCCACUUAGCAUGUUAGUAAUUAUAAAAUAUAUAGAGCAGAUAAUGAAAAGGGAAGAUUUAAAAGAUAUACAAAGAUUUGAAAAACGUAGGAUAGACAUAGAUAUUUUAUUUUUUAAUAACUAUACCAUUUUUAUGGAAAAUUUAGAAUUAGAAAAAGAAUAUAUAUACAAAGUUAUCACAACAUAUAUUAACAUUGACAGGAAUAACAAUAGACACAUUGAAGCAAUUGAAAGAAUAAAAAAUAAGAUACAAUUUCUAAGUAUUCCUCAUUUAUACACAAAAUAUAGAUAUAGCAUAUUAUUAUGUUUAAAUGAUAUAAUACCUAAUUAUAAACAUAUUGUAUUAAAAGAUACGAUAAACACAUUGUAUUUGAAUUUUAUUAGAAAUUUUAAAGAGACAUAUAAUAUAAAUAUCAAGGAGUUUAAUAGAAGAAUGUAUGUAUUAAAAGAUGAGGUAUCUUAUUUAAAGGAGAAAACAAAUAUAGUUGGUAUAUUAAAUGUAAAUUAUGAUUCUUUUUCUGAUGGAGGUUUAUUUGUUAAUCCAACCAAAGCUGUGGAAAGAAUGUUUGAAAUGAUAAAUGAAGGGGCAAGUGUAAUAGAUAUAGGAGGAGAGUCGUCUGCUCCUUAUGUUAUUCCAAAUCCUAGUAUUAGUGAAAGAGAUUUAGUUAUACCCGUUUUAACAUUAUUUAAAAAAAAAUGGAACGAAAUAAAAUACAAAAUGAAAGAAGUAGAUGAACAGAAUUUAGAAAAAAUAGACAGAAUAAAACCGAUAAUAAGUAUUGAUACGGUAAAUUAUAAUGUUUUUAAAGAGUGUGUUGAAAAUGAUUUAGUUGAUAUUUUAAAUGACAUUAGCGCAUGCACAAAUAACCCAGAAAUAAUAAAAUUAUUAAAAAAAGAAAAUAAAUUUUACACUGUUGUUUUAAUGCAUAAAAGGGGAAAUCCACAUACAAUGGAUAAGUUAACAGAUUAUAAUGAUGUUGUUUAUGAUAUUAAAACUUAUUUAGAAAAUAGAUUAAAUUUUCUUGUUUUAAAUGGAAUACCUCGUUAUAGAAUAUUAUUUGAUGUAGGUUUAGGAUUUGCAAAAAAGCAUGAUCAGUCAAUUAAACUGUUACAGGAUAUUCAUGUUUAUGAUGACUAUCCUCUUUUCAUUGGUUAUUCAAGAAAAAGAUUUAUUGCACAUUGUAUGGAUGAUCACAAUGGUGUAAUAAAUAGGGAGAAAUUGAAUUUUUAUGAUGAUAAAAAUGACAAUGAAAAUGAUAAAUCGAAAAAAUGGUUGUUUAAGGUGAACUACAUGCGCAAGGAUAAAGACCAGCUGCCAUAUCAGAAAAAUAUAUGUGGAGGAUUAGCCAUUGCCUCGUACAGUUAUUACAAGAAGGUAGACUUAAUAAGGGUUCAUGACGUACUAGAAACUAAGGCAGUUUUAGAUGUACUUACAAAAAUACACGAAUCGUAA
Molecule: messenger RNA, 1956 nt
Organism: Plasmodium malariae
Lineage: Eukaryota; Apicomplexa; Aconoidasida; Haemosporida; Plasmodiidae
Gene: PPPK-DHPS
Product: hydroxymethyldihydropterin pyrophosphokinase-dihydropteroate synthase, putative
Exons: 3
Coding region: 1-1956 (651 amino acids)
Biological process (GO): tetrahydrofolate biosynthetic process
Cellular component (GO): mitochondrial envelope
Molecular function (GO): dihydropteroate synthase activity; 2-amino-4-hydroxy-6-hydroxymethyldihydropteridine diphosphokinase activity
Source: RefSeq, a predicted model, not a curated record